This is a messenger RNA of Heterostelium album PN500, 810 nucleotides long. RefSeq lists its product as uncharacterized. The coding region runs from base 1 to 810 and encodes 269 amino acids. The transcript is spliced from 5 exons. NCBI's taxonomy places the organism in Eukaryota, Evosea, Eumycetozoa, Acytosteliales, Acytosteliaceae. The record is from RefSeq and is a predicted model, not a curated record.
AUGGAAAUGAAUAAAACGAUUGAUUUAGAAUUUGAAAAUAUCAGAUCGAAUAGCGAGUAUCUAAGAAGAACAUACUUUAAGAAUAUCGAUAGAUACUAUGGAACUAGAGCACACCUCAGAGAUUACAUUGAGGAUGGUAUUAUUCUGAUGGAACGUGAUGGUAUUCUGAGUCAAGGUGAUUACUUGGUGAGCGACGACGGUUCACGAGUCACUGUAACCGCUAUUAAACGUGGUAUAUCAUUAGACACUUCAUUCAACACCGAUCUCACCAAGAAAACCACUCUUUCAAUGAUCAACCCAUUCGGUCAUGGUGGUGAAUUGGGUGGUGAAGCAUCCGUUGGUAUUUUCAAAACAUUAAAUGGUUCAUUAUAUUAUAAAGAUAAACUUGGUAAUAAAUUAGAGAUAUCAAAGAAAUUAGAGAAUCCAAUCGAAUUGUAUGUCGAAGAGACAUGUAUUACAUUUGCACCAAAGAACUAUGGUCGUCAUUACUUUUCGUUGUAUGCAGGUGAUAGAAGAACAUUUAUAACAGGUGAAAAUAAAGAUGAAGAAAUGAGAAAUCAUACAGGGCUAUCACAUAAAUUAAGUUUAUCACAUAGAUACUUCUACUUUAAAGAUUGGCCAUCGAGUACCGGUGCAGGUUUGGGUUUAGGUUUAUGGGGACGUGUUAGUAAUGAGAUUGCAGGUGGUUUACUUAGUACCAAGUUUUUAAGAUCGGAAUCAUUCACUCAUCUAUAUUAUCCACUUUCAAGAGGUUUCGUAAGUAUUACAAUGAUUCACAUUAGUAUUUGUAUUUAUAUAACUGAUUAUUAG